UCCCUCCCUCCUUCCCCCCUUCUCCCUCUCUCUUUCUUUCCCUUUCAGUGGGAGAGCUUGCGAGUCCAACUUUGAAUAUUUGCCUAUUAGGAUCUUGUUGUUUCUUUCUGCAAGUUCUCGCUUCUUCUCUGUCAUUUUCCCUGAUUUUGUUUUUUCCUUUACAGAGAUGGCUAGAAUUCCCAUCUUCUUGGCGGGGCUUCUUCUCUUAUGGGGAGCCUUUGCAGAAGCAGAAUACAUAAAAUAUAAAGAUCCAAAGCAACCCAUAAAUGCUCGAAUAAAGGACUUGAUGAAAAGGAUGACACUAGAGGAAAAAAUUGGCCAGAUGACUCAGAUUGAACGCAGCGUUGCAUCUGCUGAAGUGAUGAAGAAGUACUUCAUUGGGAGUGUAUUGAGUGGAGGAGGUAGUGUUCCAGUUAAACAGGCUUCUGCAGAAACUUGGAUUAAAAUGGUGAAUGAUUUUCAGAAAGGUUCUUUAUCAACCCGACUUGGAAUUCCUAUGAUUUAUGGAAUUGAUGCUGUUCAUGGCCACAACAAUGUCUACAAGGCAACCAUUUUUCCUCAUAAUGUUGGACUUGGCGCCACCAGGGACCCUGAACUUGUCAAGAGGAUUGGGGCUGCAACAGCACUUGAAGUUAGAGCGACAGGCAUUCCUUAUGUUUUUGCACCUUGUAUUGCGGUUUGUAGAGAUCCAAGAUGGGGUCGAUGCUACGAAAGCUUCAGUGAAGAUCCUAAGGUCGUUCAAGCAAUGACUGAGAUAGUACCUGGCUUACAGGGAGAAAUCCCUGCUGGAUCUAGAAAGGGUGUUCCCUUCGUUGCUGGGAAAACAAAAGUUGCUGCUUGCACCAAGCACUAUGUUGGUGAUGGAGGAACGACAGAUGGGAUUAAUGAGAAUAAUACAGUAAUAAGCAGACAUGGUUUGCUUAGCAUCCACAUGGCUGGUUACUACACCUCUAUCAUCAAAGGGGUGUCUACUGUUAUGGUCUCCUACUCUAGCUGGAAUGGUGUUAAAAUGCAUACUAACCGCGAUUUGAUCACUGGCUUUCUCAAAAACACUCUUCGCUUCAGGGGUUUUGUCAUCUCAGAUUGGCAGGGAAUUGACAGGAUCACCUCUCCACCCCAUGCUAACUACACAUAUUCCAUCCAUGCUGGAAUCUCUGCUGGAAUUGACAUGAUCAUGGUUCCAUUCAACUACACAGAAUUUAUAGAUGGCCUAACAGACCAGGUGAAGAAGGGCAUUAUUCCAAUGAGCCGAAUUGAUGAUGCAGUAAAGAGAAUUUUGAGAGUAAAGUUCAUGAUGGGUAUAUUUGAGAACCCAAUUGCAGAUGAGAGUCUAGUCAACCAGCUUGGAAGUCAGGAACACAGAGAACUGGCUAGGGAAGCUGUAAGGAAAUCACUUGUGCUGCUAAAGAAUGGUGAAUCUGCUGAUAAACCAUUGUUACCCCUUCCCAAGAAAGCUUCAAAAAUACUUGUCGCUGGCAGCCACGCGGACAAUCUAGGCUAUCAGUGUGGUGGAUGGACAAUUGAGUGGCAAGGACUCGGUGGAAACAACCUCACAAGUGGUACCACAAUCCUGACAGCCAUAAAAAAUACUGUUGAUCCUAGCACCGAAGUUGUGUACAAGGAAAACCCUGAUUCACAAUUUGUCAAGUCUGGCGAGUUCUCCUAUGCUAUAGUUGUAGUAGGAGAACACCCAUAUGCAGAAACACAAGGUGACAGCAUGAAUCUGACAAUAGCUGAACCUGGUCCGAGCACCAUUCCGAAUGUGUGUGGAACUAUCAAAUGUGUUGUUGUUAUUGUCUCUGGGCGUCCUGUAGUAAUCCAACCAUAUAUGAAGUUGAUGAAUGCUCUUGUUGCUGCUUGGCUUCCUGGAACUGAAGGCCAGGGUAUUGCUGAUGUUCUAUUUGGUGACUAUGGUUUCACCGGCAAGCUUUCCCGUACAUGGUUCAAGACUGUUGAUCAGCUGCCUAUGAAUGUUGGAGAUCGAUACUACGACCCUCUUUUCCCAUUUGGAUUUGGCCUCACCACCCAACCUAUCAAGCCUUAGCUUAGAUGCUGAUGCGAAGGUGCUAUUCAAAUGAGAAGAACAGCAGCGUUUUAACAAGAAGGAUAAAGGGAUGCUGACGGUACUUUUUGAAAAGUUAAGAGUAGGCAGUCUUCUUCUUCAAUGAACUACUCUGAUUCUCUGUAACUCUGAAUUAUGGAAUGAAAUAAAACAUCUCCUUUUCACAUUAA
Messenger RNA from Hevea brasiliensis (rubber tree), 2232 nucleotides. RefSeq lists its product as uncharacterized. Gene Ontology annotation, biological process: glucan catabolic process. Gene Ontology annotation, molecular function: beta-glucosidase activity. Lineage: Eukaryota; Viridiplantae; Streptophyta; Magnoliopsida; Malpighiales; Euphorbiaceae. The record is from RefSeq and is a predicted model, not a curated record. Bases 167 to 2044 code for a protein of 625 amino acids. The transcript is spliced from 10 exons.